ACCUGGAGGGGGCAGGGAGAGAGGAAGGUCUGGCUGAAUAAGGUGACGGACGCGGGGUGGGGGGGCAACCGUGGUAUCCUUCCCCCUGCCCCUCGCCCGCGUGAGUGCCUGGGUCCUUCAGCCGCCGCCGCAUCUCUGCCUCCGUCCCCAACUCGGAGCUUGCAGCUUUCGUUUUCCUGUGGGGCGAGAGGCCGCCGGGCCUGCUCUCCGUCUCUCUCUUUCAACGCCAUCCUCCCGUCUUCACCCGGCAGGGCCGAGGAGCAUCUCGGGUCUCCGGUGAAAAUCGGGAACCUGGACCACCCCCUCGGCGGCUUGGGCCCGAAGCCUUCAGUCCGGGGGGAAUUCUCCUCCACCCUUUCUCUCCCCCCCCCGCCCCCCGCGCGCCUUAAUUCUGCCCCACAGACAAUAAAAGAAUUCUAAUGGGUGCACUAUUCUGAAAUUCGGUUUUGCUGGAUGCCAUUAUGGAUGAACAGCAAGCUUUGAAUUCAAUCAUGCAGGAUUUGGCAGUUCUUCAUAAGGCAAGUCGUCCUGCUUUGCCGCUUCAAGAAAUGGGAAAGGGAAAGUUAACUUCACCCAAAAAGCAGAAUGAUGUACGAGUCAAAUUUGAACAUCGAGGAGAAAAAAGAAUCCUACAGUUUUCUAGACCUAUCAAGCUAGAAGAUCUUGCAUCAAAAGCUAAAGUUGCCUUUGGACAGUCCAUGAAUUUGUAUUACAGCAAUAAUGAGCUGGUAAUUCCAUUAGCUAUCCAGGAUGAUCUGGACAAAGCUGUGGAGCUCCUUGAUCGCAGUGUUCACAUGAAGAGCCUCAAGAUACUGCUUGUUGCUCAUGGAAACACACAGAAUAACAUGGAUCCCUUGUCAUCGUUAGAAGAUUUGGAUAAUACAGUUUUCAGAGUAACAGAAAAGAAAAACAGGAAUUCUGUAAUAGGCUAUACUCGUGACAGCAGUUCUCCACCUCCAGGAUACAUUCCAGAUGAUCAUGUGGCACGGAAUGGAUCUUUCACUAGUAUCAACAGUGAGGGCGAGUUCAUUCCAGAAAAAGACUUAAUGUUGGAUCCAUUAUCACUGAGUAGCCCUGAAAAUUCUGGCUCAGGGAGUUGCCCUUCACUUGAUAGCCCUUUAGAUGGAGAGAACUACCCUAAGUCCCGGAUGCCCAGAGCUCAGAGCUAUCCUGAUAACCAUCAAGAAUUCUCUGAUUAUGACCUCCCAGUAUUUGAAAAGUUUGUCAAAGGUGGAACUUAUCCUCGGUAUCAUAUUUCAUACCAACAUCAAGAAUACAAUGAUGGUCGUAAAACUUUUCCAAGAGUUAGAAGGACCCAAGGAAACUGCUUACGCACUCCAGUAAGUUUCAGUCCAACUGAUUAUUCAUUGAGCACAAGCAGUGGGAGCAGCAUUUUCACUCCAGAAUAUGAAGAUGGACGAAUGCGGAGAAGAGGAAGUGAUAUAGAAAAUCCUACCUUGACAGUAGUGGACAUCAGUCCUCCCAGCCGCUCCCCACGUGCUCCAACUAAUUGGGUACUUGGUAAACCACUUGGCCAAGGUGCAUUUGGUAGAGUUUAUCUAUGCUAUGAUGCAGACACAGGACGAGAACUAGCUGUAAAACAAGUUGAGUUUGAUCCUGACAGCCCAGAGACGAGUAAGGAAGUAAAUGCCCUUGAAUGUGAGAUUCAGCUUCUGAAAAAUCUGCUACAUGAAAGAAUUGUUCAGUAUUACGGUUGCUUAAGGGACCAUCCGGAAGGAACACUUUCUAUAUUCAUGGAAUAUAUGCCAGGGGGCUCAAUUAAAGAUCAGUUGAAGGCAUAUGGUGCUCUCACAGAGAAUGUGACUCGGAAGUAUACUCGCCAGAUCCUGGAAGGAGUUCACUAUUUGCACAGUAACAUGAUUGUACAUAGAGAUAUUAAAGGAGCAAAUAUUCUUCGUGACUCUGCAGGCAAUGUUAAGUUGGGUGAUUUUGGUGCCAGCAAACGGCUUCAAACAAUUUGUCUAUCUGGUACCGGAAUGAAGUCUGCUACAGGAACUCCAUACUGGAUGAGUCCAGAAGUGAUUAGUGGGGAAGGAUACGGAAGAAAAGCAGAUAUUUGGAGUGUAGGCUGUACAGUUGUUGAAAUGCUUACUGAGAAGCCACCUUGGGCAGAAUUUGAAGCAAUGGCUGCCAUUUUUAAAAUUGCCACACAGCCAACCAAUCCCCAGCUGCCACCUCACGUCUCAGACCACGGUCGGGAUUUUCUAAAGCGGAUAUUUACUGAGGCUAAGUUGCGACCAUCUGCAGAUGAACUGCUGAGACAUACAUUUGCACAUUAUCACUGAUGGCCUGCCUCAAUCCCUCUCACCUACUGCAUUUUUUACUGCACUUUUUUUUAUACAGAGUUGAAAAAAGACAAGGGAGAAAUUAUUUCUCUUGAUUCUUUCUUUCAUAUAAAAUUGUUAAGAUCUCUCUGCAUAUUUAGAAUGCAGAUUUUUUCCCAUUUAGAAUCUCUUUUGUUUCAGUAAUGUACUGAUGUGGUUUGCAUAAAGCACUUUAGUACAUAUUCAUUCCUUAUUUAAAGGGGUAAAGAAUUUAUUUGGACCAUCAGGAAUCAUGUAUAAGAUUUUCCCCAUCCCUAUUUCCUGGCAAGCACUGCUAAUUAACUCCCAAGGCUGGGAAGGUAUACAUGUCACUAGCAGAUUCAGAAAAGCAGUAUAUAUCCAGUGGUUGCAGUGUAUAAAUAGAUAACAAAGAGCUCUCAAUUAUAUUUGAGCUUUGAAAUAAGUUUCAUCUGUGAUUCUGGAAAUUCAUUUAGAAGCUAGAAUCUCAGGUUGCUGAGCAAGGUACUUUUUGGAAAAUAAACCAUCAUAUUAGCACAAAAAUGUAAACCAAAUAAGUGUUCUGCUUUGAAAGAUAAGAAGCCUGUUGUUUAAUAGUGCUAGUGCAUUAAUGUUGUAUAUCCAGAAUCAUAGAUAAACAGUUUGCUAUAGUAUCAGACUUCUCUAAAGUUAAACAAUGCCCACAUAUCAUGCAACAUACUGAUUUUCAGGGUUGGAAACAGAGUUGAUCUGUGAGGAGUCUCUAAUGGGUAAAAUGAAGUUUAUUUCGUGCAGCAUAAUUCUGUUCAUAUUAAGAAUAUGUUCCAUAUUCUUUCUUCUGUCCCAAUUAUUCUUCUGAUUCCCUAAAAUAUUUUAUAAGAUCCAGGUUUUUUUUUCUAUUAGUUUUAUCAUAAAAUACUUAAGGUAGAAUUGGCAGGAGUGUCAAAAAUAUAGUUUUUCCUUCUGUUGCUGCUGAACUGAAUUUUGUGUCUGAGAUGCAUAUUUUAUUUGUCAAACCUCCUUUGCAUAAUCUGACUAACUUGCACUGGGUUGGCUGCGUAGAAUUAACUUUGCGGGUUGCAAAUGCCUUACUAAUUUGCAUUGGAAAAGCAAGUUUGGUAGAAUGAGAUCUGGAAGCUCCCAUGUGUAUCUAUACUAUAUAAUUCAGUUACAGAUGAAGAAGAAGGAAUACGUAAUACAGAUAGAAAAAAAAAGACCUUUUUACUCCCAAUUGUUUUUUUAAUGUAUUUAUUUAGAUAUUUUACUUUUGAUUUAAAUAAUAAUAAAGGAAUAAUCAGAUUUGGGAUUAUUGUCCCAAUAGUUUCAACCCAUAUUUGGACAUCUUAAUACAAUAGGACUGUAGAAUGUAUGUUUGCUGACUGACCCUUUAGGAUAUGUCUAGCACCAAACAAUAAAAGUAAUUGGAAAAUGGGAAAGAUGCUUCCAUUUUUCAGAAGUAAACAUUACUAUUAAUUGUUGUAAACAUUACUAUUGUUUCCUAGGUUUUCUGCAAAAUGUCCAAAGCAAGUCAAAUUGUACAAAGAUAGAUACUAUAAUAAUGCUAUUAAAUCUGACCAACAAUUACAUAUAAAACAUAAGUUAC
Messenger RNA from Pseudonaja textilis, 3885 nucleotides. It is a transcript of the gene MAP3K2, whose product is annotated as mitogen-activated protein kinase kinase kinase 2. NCBI's taxonomy places the organism in Eukaryota, Metazoa, Chordata, Lepidosauria, Squamata, Elapidae. The record is from RefSeq and is a predicted model, not a curated record. Gene Ontology annotation, biological process: protein phosphorylation. Gene Ontology annotation, molecular function: ATP binding; protein binding; protein kinase activity.